CUUUUCACCUAUCACCAGUCUUGACCACUUAACCUGAGGCAAAUGCAGCAAAGAAUUCAUACUUUCCCUUACUAUCCUUCUGCUCAAAGGAUAGUAACUCAGUUCCCUGUUUGACAACCUUUCUGAAACACUACACCUGAAUUUGGGUUUCAAAAACAAAUUGCUACCUAACAUGACAUGUGAGGCAAUAAUAGGAUUUUGAAUCGGGAAAACCUCACUUUCUUUUCAGUAAGACCUCCAAAGGGCAUCUGGCAAAUUCCAUGAAGCAGACUGAGUCAAUCUUUGAAUAGUGUGCACUCGCUCUUCAUUUCGUGCAACAUGAAGCAUCAUCAGCAUCAGCUUGGCUGGGAACUUCAGAAUGGGAAGAACAACUGGCUCAAAGACAUACCAAGAAAAGUCCUUUCAGCGAUACUGAUCCUGCUCCUUCUGGCGGUCAUCCCCCUGUUCUUCUCUGCUCGUGUUCCUCUUGUUCUUUGGGGCGGUCUGAGAGACGACUCGGUCAGUUUGCACUGCGACAUCUUCAAAGGGGAAUGGGUUCCUGACCCCAAGGCACCUUACUACACAAACACCAGCUGCUGGGCUAUCCAUGAUCACCAGAACUGCAUGAAGUAUGGGCGCCCUGAUUCUGCGUACCUCAAGUGGAAGUGGAAGCCGGACGAUUGCCGACUCCCGGCGUUCGACCCCGCCCGGUUCUUCGAUUUAAUGCGGGGGAAGUCACUGGCCUUUGUUGGGGACUCUGUUGGGAGGAACCAUAUGCAGUCCUUGAUCUGCAUGCUGUCAAGGGUGGAGUACCCAGAGGAUGCAUCCAAAGGUGGGGAUGAAAAAUACAGGAGAUGGUACUACACCAGCUACGACUUCACCAUCCAAGCAAUGUGGUCGGAGUUCCUUGUCAAGGGCAAACAGACAGACCAACAUGGUCCAACAAACACCGGCCUCUUUUCCCUCUACCUGGACGAGCCCGACGAGCAAUGGGUCAGCAAACUACAAGGGUUCGACUACGUGAUCGUCUCGGUUGGCCACUGGUUCCUGAGACCCCUGCUCUACUACGAGCGCGGCGAGCUCGUCGGCUGCCAGUUCUGUCCGGGCGCGAACAUGACGGACCUGGGCAAGGAGUAUGGGUACAGGAGAGCAUUCAGAACAGCAUUCAGAGCCAUCAAUGGGCUGCAAAACUUCAAGGGCAUUACAUACUUGAGGACAUUUGCUCCUUCCCAUUUUGAAAAUGGGCAGUGGAAUAAAGGGGGGCAUUGCCUAAGAGGAAAGCCUUUCAAGAGCAAUGAGACCUCGCUGGGAGGCAUUGACAUGGAAUUUUACAGGGCGCAGUUGGAAGAGUUCAGGGAAGCAGAGAAGGAAGGGAAGAAGAGGGGCCUGAAAUUCAGGUUGCUUGACAUCACUAGGGCGAUGUUGAUGAGGCCGGACGGGCACCCGGGGAUAUAUGGGCACAGGCGAGAGGAAAAUGUGACGCUUUAUAAUGACUGCGUCCACUGGUGCCUCCCUGGUCCUAUUGAUGCUUGGAGUGACUUCUUCUUGCAGAUGUUGAAGAUGGAGAAAUCGUAUUCUUCAUCAUAGGAGAUCAGUGACUUUGACUCUAAAUUCUAAUCCUCGGUUAUGGACCAAACACGUCUGUGUUCAGUUUACCUCAUUUUCAUUUUAUAUAUGUAAAAUAACUCUUUACCUAUGAUAAAAAGAAAAUAUUGAGAAGUA
Messenger RNA from Nymphaea colorata (pocket water lily), 1701 nucleotides. Its product is annotated as protein trichome birefringence-like 19. The transcript has 3 exons. Gene Ontology annotation, molecular function: O-acetyltransferase activity. Bases 319 to 1566 code for a protein of 415 amino acids. Lineage: Eukaryota; Viridiplantae; Streptophyta; Magnoliopsida; Nymphaeales; Nymphaeaceae. The record is from RefSeq and is a predicted model, not a curated record. Gene Ontology annotation, cellular component: Golgi apparatus.